AUGGCGAUCAAUUUUUCUGCCUCAUUUGCGGCGUGUCUGGCAGCGGGUCUGAAGGUGCCGCGACAGAUCAUGUACUGCAUCUCGCAGGACACGGCCCCGUACGUGCUGUACAAGGAUUCGCAGGAAGCGGCCGAGCGUGGGGCAGCCGCAGCUGCCGCCGUCCAGUGGGGGAAUGCCGAGGGACCGGCCAUCUACCAGCAGAACGCUCAGAACCACCUGCAGGCACACAUGAACGGUGCGGCAACGCAGCAACAGCUUGUCGCUGCAGCAGCUGCCGCCGCAGCCCAGCACCACCAGCAACAGCAGCAGCAGCACCAUCAGCAAACCUCCGCCAAUCAUAGUCCCCCGAAUCAGGACAAUAGGCCACAGCAACCGGGUGAACAAGCGAAUGGUCAUCUACACAGCCCGGCCACUAGUCCGUAUCCUGCGAAUAACGGUCCAGACAUUGAGGAAGAUUUGAUCAAGGUACAAAGCAUGCAACAAGCCGUUCAGCACCAGCAGCAGCAGCCGAACGGACAGCAACAGUUGGUCCAGCAGCAGCAGCAGCAGCAGGGUGGCAACAACUCGUCCGGGAACCACCCGAACGACCCGAACCAGCAGGGCAACCAAUCGGCACCCGGUACCGCCGGUGGUGGUAACGGUGGUGGGGGUGGUGGCGGUGGAGGGCCUCCCGGACCGCCCGGGUGCUUCGGGAACGAGGCUUCCCAGGCCGAGCUAAACUACUACGCACAGCGGCAUCACGCCGGACCGCAGGGCGCCAUGUUACCACCGCCGGGCUUUGCACCGCUCCAUCACUAUCUCAACAAAACGGGCGUACUGCCGGUGGGCAUGCCGACCGGGCUCGAUCAAUCCGGCGCCCUGGAGCAGUACGGCAUGCCCGAUCUGCUCCACGGAGGUGGUGGUGGUGGCGGUGGUGGAGCUGGUGCGACCGCACCGGGCGGUGCUCCCGGUGGUGCGGCCAACAAUCAGCAGCUGCACCACUCGCCAACGAACGGUGUCGCACCGGGUCCGAACGGUGGCAACGCGGGCAAUGCCGGCACCGGCACCGGCACCGGUCACUCCAAGUCGAAAAACUCCGACCUGCGGCUGUUCAAGUGUUUGACGUGCGGGAAAGACUUCAAGCAGAAGAGUACCCUGCUGCAGCACGAGCGCAUCCACACCGAUUCGCGCCCGUACGGUUGCCCCGAGUGUGGGAAACGGUUCCGGCAGCAAUCACACCUGACGCAGCACCUGCGGAUACACGCGAACGAAAAGCCGUUCAGCUGCGCGUACUGUCCGCGCAGCUUCCGGCAGCGGGCCAUCCUGAACCAGCACAUCCGCAUUCACUCAGGUGAUAAGCCGUUCGGAUGCCCGUAUCCGGAAUGCGGCAAAAAAUUUCGACAAAAGGCCAUAUUGAACCAACAUGUGCGCACCCAUCAAGAUGUGUCUCCGCAUUUGAUCUUCAAGAACGGUCCGCACGCUACGCUCUGGCCCCAGGAUGUGCCGUACCCGCCGGAGCUGGAGAACGCCCAGCCGAAGGAUGAGCAAGCGUUCGGCGACGAAGCGUCGCAGGGUGGCGGGGAAUCGCGCGGUUGCUUCUCGCCGGACAACUAUCCGGCCUACUUCAAGGACGGCAAGGGCGUGAACCAUUCGAUCUUCGGCAACAAUCUGCAGUAUCUGAACAAGGCCACCGGUGGCAAGGCGAUACUGCCGGAUGUGAUCCAGCACGGCCGUUCGGCUGGAAUGCCCCUGUACGUGCGCUGUCCCAUCUGCCAGAAGGAGUUCAAGCAGAAGAGCACGCUGCUCCAGCACGGUUGCAUACACAUCGAGUCACGGCCCUACCCGUGCCCGGAGUGUGGCAAGCGGUUCCGGCAGCAGUCACACCUGACGCAGCAUCUGCGCAUCCACACGAACGAGAAACCGUUCGGCUGUAUGUACUGUCCACGGUUCUUCCGGCAGCGCACGAUCCUGAACCAGCACAUUCGUAUACAUACGGGCGAGAAACCGUACCGGUGCGGACAAUGUGGCAAAGACUUCCGGCAGAAAGCAAUUCUCGAUCAGCACACCCGAACGCACCAGGUAGGCGACCGACCAUUCUGCUGUCCAAUGCCCAACUGUAGGCGACGCUUCGGCACCGAACAGGAGGUUAAGAAACAUAUCGAUAACCACAUGAACCCGCACUCGUCCAAAUCACGCAAGCUGGCAUCCAUGGCUGCCCUCAACAACAACAAUAACAACAACAACAACAACAACAAUAACAACAACAAUACUACCAGCAGUAACAACAAUAACGAUAACAGCGACGCCGCACGGAACGCAGGCACGGCGGCAAACGGAAACAACGCCAAUGGCAACAACAGCGCCGCCAACAACAAUAACAAUAAUAACAACAACAACAACAACAACAACAACAAUAACAACAACGGCAUAAUCGAGCAGAAGGUAUCGCCAUCGUUUUUGAUGGAUAAGCAGAACCAGCUGAUCCAGCGUAUGGGUACACCGGUGAAACAUGAGCUGUACUUUCCGCAGUGUUACGGACCGCCGUUUAAUCAAUCGUUCGUAGCGGGUGCGGCCGCCGUAGCGGCGGCCAACGCCAAUGGGCAGGCGGCUGCGGCCGCCGCCGCAGCCGCUGCCGCCGCCGCCGCUGCCUCGGUCACCCCGAACGUGGGUGGUCCGCCCCAGCAGCCGAGCGGGGGUGGGCCGGGUAAUGCACCUCCGCCACCACCCCACGGAACCGGACCGAACGGCGGUGGUCCACCGGUGUCCGUGCCGCCGCCCGUGUCGGCAGCCACCGCCGCAGCCGUAGCGGCCGCGAUUGUGGCCGCCCCGAUACCGCAGGCCGUCGUGGCACAGUGA
Anopheles marshallii is the source of this 2835-nucleotide messenger RNA. RefSeq names its product zinc finger protein 837 (gene jim). The coding region runs from base 1 to 2835 and encodes 944 amino acids. The record is from RefSeq and is a predicted model, not a curated record. Lineage: Eukaryota; Metazoa; Arthropoda; Insecta; Diptera; Culicidae. The transcript is spliced from 5 exons.